AUGGCGGAAUUCAACGAGGAUUUGGCCAGAUGGUUCGAAGAACUUCAAAAGGUUCCUGCUGAACACCACCUUCUGUGUCCGAAGAUAAGCACCGAUGACGCGGAAGACUACAAGUCGUUCGACGACAUAUACUCGAGAAUCACUGUCGAGGAGAAAAAGAAGCGAAUUGAAGAUGGAGACCGGCGUAUCGAAAUUACCUACUGGAACAGUCUGAUCUUCGGCUUCGACAAGAAGGAUGCUGGCAAGUGGCUGAAUGAGUUUACCACCCGUCUGGAGGAUUGCCUGAAAUCUUGUCCAGGCUGCGUCCUCAACUGGCACAUGAAACGCAGGGCCAAUCUCCAGAAGUUUGCCGAGCGAUGGAACGAGGAGGCUAUGCACCACAUCGAGCACCUUCUGGAACGGCUCGACGUUGCCCGCAUCGAUCACAACAUUGACUGGGCGAAGAAGUUCAUCGAGAAGAUUGAGGAUAGCGGCGCUACAUUCAAGAAAGCGCAGUUCGGCCAGCAUUUGCCUGAAGUUCUCAUCACCGUGUACGAGGCUCUCUGCUGCGUGCCUUACAUUGGCUUCCCCGAGAAGCGAUCUUCGUUCCAGUAUGUCUUCAUGCGGCUGCAGGGAAAGACGUACCUAAAACUUGGGUCAACCGAUCCCUUGCCUGGCAUGACCUAUUCACUUUUCGACACCAGGGUUGAGGACCGUCUCAAGUGGGCGCAGGAGAAUUGGAAAACAAUCGGCAGUUCGUCCAUGACGGAGGAGCAGUUUGACUGGGCCGUCAGCGGUGGUCUUGUCAAAGGCAUUGAUGACAUUUGCCAAAAAGACCUCUCGCAGCCUACCAGUGAGGAUUACCUGGAUAUCGAACGAUUCUGGCAAGGCUUUGAAUGCGUCCUGAGAACCCUUACCGACGACCUGAUCGUCAGCCGUCUUCGUAACUUGGAAGUGCGGCCAGGAAACCCACAUGUGUACGACUUGCUAUUCCGUCAUAUCCAGUUCUGCCGCUCCGAGGGUGUGUUGGUCGCCACCAUCAAGGUCCUCACCGAACUCUUGAGGAAGUCACCAAAGGCCUUCUGGAACGUCGUCGGCGAUGCGAAACCGAAUGUCAUUGCAGACCUGAUAUUCGCCAGUCCUGUGUACAGAAUUCUUCUUCGACAAUCGCUAGAGGACUGUUGGAGCGGCGUUGACUCCGCCGUCGAGGACUCCGUGCCGUUUCCGAUAUCCUGGAUUACUCCCUGGUUGCAAUCGCUGGGGCGUGAUCGCAGGUACGAUGCCUGCGAGGUCCUGACGCAUACCUUGUUCCGAAACCUUGCCAAGGACGCAACGCUUGGCGAGCCCGGCCAAGCAGCGUGCAUCAGAGCUGGCUUCGAUGCCAUGACCUUCACCAUGAAGUCUUUCCUCGACGACAAAACGGAAGUCAUCGCAUCCGGCACUACUCAUCUCUACGCUAGCUCGGCCUUCAACCUCGUGGUCGAGAACAAGGACCUUCUCGUCUGGAGCCUGAAGCCUCCGGGAAGCAGCAACGACGGAUGGACGACUCUGAAGGUCGCAAGCGCGGCCAAGUCGGUGCUUCACACCGCUCGAAAGCUGGACAUGAAGAUGCUGGCAGAAGAAUAUUUCGCCAUUAAUGACGGCAAGAAACCGCAAGUCACCGUCACCCGGAACUCUACCGCGUACUGGGAAUGCUUGAUAGAGAUGUUCGACAUGUCUUCGGACCAAGCAGAAAUAGCAAAGGACAUCUUGACAUGCCUCGAGCCCUUGAUAUCGGUUUCGGAGAUUCGAGCGGAGAAGAAAAAUGUACUGAGUGGCUCCGGCCAGCACUUCAAUAAGGUGCUCAAAGGCAUCGUGGACAUCAUCGUCCGCAUCCUCGGCCGUAUCUCGGAAUUGGACGCGACCGAUCUGAACGUGCUCUUUGCUCAUCGGCUAGCCAUUCAAAACAUCAUCGGCCUCUCGGUUCACGACAACGAUGAGACUGGUCUCGGAGAAGCCUCGAUGGAGGUUCUGAAAAGCUGGACCAGCGAAGUGUCGCGGGAAUCAGCCUUGCAACAUAUGGCUCGGCUUCAUCCCGAGCCGACGCUGGCAUCCAUCGUCUGGACUAUGGAUCGAGUCAUGCGAACGCCUUUCCCUUGGGACCCCGUUCGACCGCUCUUGAUCACCAGUCGUGACAUUCUAUCCGGUCUGGCAGACCCGUCGGAUGGGUUGCUGAGGACGACAUCGUUGGAUGGAAAGAUGUCGGCGAUCGUUCUUCGCUGGUGGAAUGAGCAGUGGCGAUUUGUCUCCAAGUCUUGUUUGAAUAUCGAGUAUUGGUCACGGUUUAUCGGCAACAAGAUCAUGACAGAGUUCUGCCGAGACAUCAUGGAACUUGCAGAAGGCCUUAUCCAAGAAGACGGCCUCUUCAUGUCAGCGACGAUGAACGGAAGGGGCGAAAAGGAAGCGAUGGCCAGGGUGCUCGGUCCGGCAAAAGACAACUUCCGCGGCAUGGAGAACAUGAUUCGUCUGAAAGAUGUGUAUCUGGUGGACACCACCGUUCGCGUCCUACGGAAGAUCUUGACGCGCCUGCGGGAGAAUGGCUUAGAGAUCAACUCCGGGUCUCGAAAGCUCAUCACUGAUGCUUGUGUUCCGACGAGUGUUCCGGGGAAAUACGUCAGAUCCACGAACCUGAACGACGGGCAACGCGCCGAGCUUCUGGAAGCACUUGGCCACGAAGACGACGUGCAGAUUGUCCAAAUUGGCGCCGUGUCACAAACUUCCAGCCGCCUCCCAGAAGCGGGCAGUGACAAGGUCAAGAGGCAAAGCAAGCUCGAUGCCUGGUCCAAGUCAACACCGACAAAUACGGCGACGCCAUCUCUGUCGUCGGGCAAGUCUAAUCGGUUGGAUGUCCUUGAGCUGAGUCGAUCGAUCGAGAAUCCACAACUCAAACAGAUCGCAGCUCGGCAGCAGGCAAAGUCCAAGGCCAUUGACACGAAAGCCAUCUCGGCCCUCAAGGAGAGCCGGCAAAGAGAGAAGGCAGAAAAGGCUCGCAGGGAUGCAGAAACCAUCGCCAAAGCCCGGCGCCUCCGAGGAGAAAUCGCGUCCGGGGAGGGCCCCGACCUGCCCCUCACAGGAAAGGAAAACGCAAGAAGCGAAAUCAUGGUCAACAGCUCCGAUGAGGACUCUGGCGGCGAGAGCGACGAAUCCGACACCGACAACCAGCUUAUUGCCAUUAGUACCGGCGGCCAGAAGUCGCUAGACGAACACGAGAGAAGGAAGCAGCAAGCUCUUCGCGACAAGGUCCGCAGGCCCGUCAAGAAGACGCGACAGCAACGAUCUGUCAAGGAAAUGAGAGCACGACUGAUCCCUCCGAUGGACAGACUGCACAAUACCAUCCUUGCAUGGGACAUCUUCCACGAAGGUGGCGACCCCCCAAAUGGUCCUAAGGCAACCGAAGUCGCCACCAAAUACCCAGAUCCCACUCAGUAUCAGGGGACUUUCUUCCCUCUCCUCGCAUCGGAAGCUUGGCGGGCUUUCGUGACGGCCAAGGAUGAGAUAACAACUCAAGCCUUUGGAAUGAAAAUUGCCAGUCGAGCUAGCGUUGAUAGUUACUUAGAGGUGACCUUUACGAUGCCGGUCUUGCAGAACCGAGAACGGGGGGUGUCGGAAGGUGACAUCCUCCUGGUGUCGCAAGACGAGAACCCACUGAAAAAUGCGUCGGCAAAGCAUUGCCUUGCGCGGGUCCAUCGUCUGACGUACAAGAAGGAUACGGUAGAAAUUACGUAUCGCAUCGCGUCUCGUAACAACUCGCUCUCGUCCAUACUGACGCCUGGCGUCAGCGUUCAUGGCAUCAAGAUCACGAACAUGACGACGAUUGAGCGAGAAUACGCUGCUUUGGAGAGCUUGCAGUAUUACGACCUCAUGGAUGAGAUUCUGAAAGCGGAACCUUCCCCGAUACUUCGGUACGGCGACGAGAGAGUUUCCAAUGCCAUGCAGAACUGGGCCCUCAAUAGAGGUCAGGCCUUGGCCGUUCUGGGUGCCCACGAGAACGACGGCUUCACGCUGAUUCAAGGGCCUCCGGGAACUGGCAAGACGAAAACUAUCAUUGCCAUGGUUGGGUCGCUCCUCUCCGAGCAAUUGUCUCAAGCUUCGGCUGGUGUUCCCGUCAGCAACCCGCUUCGACCAGCCACCGCCCCGAACGCGAACAAUCAGGCUCGGCCAAAGAAACUUCUCGUCUGCGCCCCCAGCAACGCCGCGGUAGACGAACUGGUGCUUCGAUUGAAGAACGGCGUCAAGACGAGAAGCGGGAAAAUGCGGAACAUUAACGUUUUGCGGCUCGGACGCAGCGACGCCAUCAACGCCGCCGUCAAGGACGUAACACUUGACGAGCUUGUACGAGUACGACUGGAAGGAGAUAACACGGCGGACAAAGCAAAGACCGAUCGGGAGAAGCUUCACCAAGACGCGGCAAAGAUCAAGGAAGAACUGGGGCUUCUCCGACCGCUACUAGAGGUAGCUCGCGGCCACGAGGACCGAGCGGAAUACAGCAGCCUGUCUCGAAAAUUCGAAGAGCUGAAGCGCCAGCAGAUACACAUCGGAAAGAUGAUUGACGCAGACAAAAGCAGCGGAAACACAAUGGCGAGAGAGAGAGAGCUGCGGCGGCGCCAAGUUCAACAGGAAAUCCUCAACUCGGCCCAGGUUCUUUGCGCGACGCUCAGCGGCAGCGGCCACGAGAUGUUCCGCAACCUGGACGUGGAGUUUGAGACGGUCAUCAUCGACGAGGCGGCUCAAUGCGUGGAGCUGAGCGCGCUCAUUCCGCUAAAGUACGGGUGUUGCAAGUGCGUCCUCGUCGGUGAUCCGAAGCAGCUGCCUCCGACGGUCCUCUCGCAGUCUGCGGCGCGAUUCGGAUACGACCAGAGCUUGUUCGUACGGAUGCAGCAGAACCACCCCGACUCGGUCCAUCUCCUGGACAUGCAGUAUCGUAUGCACCCCGAAAUCAGCAUGUUCCCGAGCAGAGAGUUCUAUGAAGGGCAGCUGCAGGACGGCCAAGACAUGGCAAAACUUCGGCGACAGCCAUGGCAUAAUAGCGAGCUGCUCGGCGCGUAUCGCUUUUUCGACGUCGAAGGUGUUCAGGAAAGGGGCCGCAAGGGUCAAUCGCUGGUCAACGUGCGGGAACUUGAGGUUGCCAUGCAGCUAUACGCCACGUUCAGCAAGGAUUAUCAGCACUGUGACAUGUCCGGCAAAAUCGGCAUCAUCACGCCGUACAAGGCCCAGCUUUUCGAGCUCCGGAACCGAUUCAAGGCUCGGUUUGGUGAGAACAUUACGGACAUGGUCGAGUUUAACACCACGGACGCCUUUCAGGGUCGCGAGUGCGAGAUUAUCAUCUUCUCGUGCGUUCGAGCCAGCUCGACGGGCGGCAUCGGUUUCAUGACGGACAUUCGCCGCAUGAACGUUGGGUUGACGCGAGCGAAAUCUUCGCUCUGGAUCCUCGGCGAUUCGCGCGCGCUCGUGCAGGGCGAGUUUUGGCGCAAGCUCAUCGAAGACGCGCAGAACAGAGGUCGAUACACGAAGGGGAACAUCGUCUCGAUGCUUCGCCAACCCCUGAAGCAGAUCAAGGCGAGCAGCCUUCAUGAGGAACCGCGGGUGGCGAUUUCAAGGGAAAUAGCCAUGCCUGAUGCCCCGGAGCAGAUUGCGUCUGCGGAUAACAGCACCAGAAACGGCGCUCCGGCCUGGGCAGACUCCCACACUGGAGGGGGAGCGGGGAGCGGCGGCGGCAACGGAAGCGCCCCGGCAGCUCGAGCCGACGUCUUCCCCGACAAAGCAGUGCUCCGCGUGGGUUCUGGACCACCAGUCAUACACACUUCCACGGAGGCGAGGAAACGACCGCUCGACAACGGAAUGGUCGGUCAGCCCGGGGCGAAGAGGGCGGCCAACGACAAGCAGCGCGGCGGACUCCAGGCCAAGUUUGGCCAAAAGGCGAGCAAGCCGGCGGCGGCACCGAAGGAUCCGUCGGCCAUGUCGGUGCUUGGGAUGACGCCUCCGGAGCGACCUCCGGCUCCUACGACUGUUCAUCCGGUCGCACCUCCGACGGGUCCGAGGCCGGGCCCGAAGAAUGCGACGAGCGUAUCGGCAGGUGCGGGCACGAUGACGAACGAAAAGGCAGCGAACAAGCCAGCUCCACCUGUGGCGCGCAAGAAGUCCAAGCCCAGCUUGUUUUUGCCGAAGAAGCGCUGA
Molecule: messenger RNA, 6192 nt
Organism: Drechmeria coniospora
Lineage: Eukaryota; Fungi; Ascomycota; Sordariomycetes; Hypocreales; Ophiocordycipitaceae
Exons: 5
Coding region: 1-6192 (2063 amino acids)
Biological process (GO): termination of RNA polymerase II transcription
Cellular component (GO): nuclear body
Molecular function (GO): helicase activity; transcription termination site sequence-specific DNA binding
Source: RefSeq, a predicted model, not a curated record